This is a messenger RNA of Radiomyces spectabilis, 2154 nucleotides long. Its product is annotated as P-loop containing nucleoside triphosphate hydrolase protein. The record is from RefSeq and is a predicted model, not a curated record. The transcript has 15 exons. Gene Ontology annotation, biological process: recombinational repair. Lineage: Eukaryota; Fungi; Mucoromycota; Mucoromycetes; Mucorales; Radiomycetaceae. Gene Ontology annotation, cellular component: nucleus. The coding region runs from base 1 to 2154 and encodes 717 amino acids. Gene Ontology annotation, molecular function: ATP binding; hydrolase activity; 3'-5' DNA helicase activity.
AUGAGCGAUCACAAUUUCCUAAGUAAUCUCAAUGAACAGCAGUAUAAAGCAGUAGUGUCCCCUGCAUCGUCGCUCCAGAUAUUGGCAGGUCCCGGAUCAGGAAAAACAAGAGUCUUGACCACCCGGGCGGCAUGGCUCGUGCUCGAGAAAAAGAUAGAUCCGGAAAGGAUCAUGGUAGUCACAUUUACCAACAAGGCUGCCAGAGACAUGAAAGAAAAGCUGGAACAGCCUACUUUGCUGGGAAAACGUGUCUCCUCACAGCUUAAAAUGGGGACGUUUCACUCCAUCUGCGCUUGCAUUGUGCGACGGUACUAUAGCUUUGUGGGCCUAAAAAGUAAUUUCACCAUCGUUGAGCCGGCGACCUGCUUAAAGCUCAACUCAGCGAAUUUGCGCAGGAUGCCAAAAAAGCGGGUAUAUAUGUUUGAUCUUCCAAUCUGUUCGUUCAAGGGAGUUUACCAUCGUUUUGUAGGUUAUUUCUAUAGUGAAAUAUCGAAAGCAAAGAACCAAGGCCUGAAAUGCGCCGAGUUUGCAGCAACUCGAGGGAAAGAGUUCAAAUACCGAGAUAUAGCGGUUCUCUAUAGUGCUUACGAAGAACGGCUGUUGUCACAAAAUCUCGUGGAUUUCGAUAAUCUACUGCUCUACGGUAGGGAUUUGUUCCGAUACGUGACCGAACUCGAGAAUUUUGUCGGUCAUGUUCUCGUGGACGAGUUCCAAGAUACAAAUGUCGUCCAGUAUGACUUGGUGUGUUUGUUAACGCAGAAAGGCCAGAGUCUUACUAUUGUCGGAGAUCCGGAUCAGGCUAUCUUUGGAUGGCGAUAUGCAGAUGUUACCAAUUUUAUAAAGAUGCGGAGCGACUUUCCUCAGACAGAAAUUGUCAAUCUGGAAAGAAAUUAUCGCAGUACUUCAUCCAUCCUCAAUUCGGCACUUCAUGUUGUCAGCUAUGAUAAAGACCGAAUCGAAAAGGCACUGUUUACGACCAAUGCAGAAGGCGUACAGACGUCGUUGCUGUCGACAUCUUCCGCUGAGACCGAAGCAGGCACUGUUGCCGAGGAGAUCCUUCGUAUAGUGAAAUACUCCAAUGGCUUGAUCAGCUACAAGGACAUUGCCGUGCUCGUCCGGAUGAAUUUCAUGUCGCGAAAUUUGGAACAAGCAUUUGCUGCCUUAAGUCUUCCACAUAUUGUGCUGGGCGGUCUGCGCUUCUUUGAGCGAGCGGAAGUAAAAGAUAUUCUUUCCUAUCUCAGCUUCUUCCAUAACCCAUACGAUACCGAAGCCCUUGAACGCAUCAUUAAUGCUCCCAAACGAGGUAUCGGCGAAGUCACUUUACAGCGAAUACAGAAGCUCUGUCAUGAGCGGAAAGCGGAAGCCAUUGAUAUUCUGAAAGCGAUCUGUGGCAUUACAAAGCCAUCUGAACCUUGUGAUGUGGUUAUAUCAGCUGCAGCCAAGAAUGGACUGAAGCGACUGCUCAAUUUGUGUACAGAGGUUCAGACCAUGUUGAAAGAAAAGCAAACCAUUGCUGACAUCAUCAAGCAUAUCGUGUCCUCCCUUGAAUAUGAACAAUAUUUGAAGUUAUCCUACAAGCAAGACUGGGAAUCACGUUGGGAGAAUAUUGGUGAAUUGGUCACAGUAGCUAAGAGCUUUGCUAGUGGCAGUCAAACUCAUACCGUGCCUGCACUUAGUACCGAUACCUCGGAUCUGCUGGUACAAUUUCUGGAAUCUACAACACUCGAUGUGGAUAGAAAAGAACAUGAAGAAGCCUCUGAAGGAAAAGUAACCAUCGCUACAAUGCACACAGCCAAAGGACUUGAGUGGCCUGUUGUUUUCGUUGUAGGCUGUGAAGAAGGCAUUGUACCUCAUCAAAAGGCUGACACCAAAGAAGAGAGCCGUUUAUUAUAUGUUGCAAUGACUCGGCCUAGAUGUUUCCUUUAUUGCACUUACGCACGCGUUCGUACCGUGUGGGGCAACACCAAAGCAAGCGAUUUGACCCGUUUCUUAUCCAACUUAUCCCCAGACUUUUAUCAAGAGCGUACGCCUCCAUGGGAUGCCAAAGUGCGAACAUGGGUUGCUGGUUUGCUUAACAGGCCCUUACCUGAAGAAUCUGGCAAUUUAGAGCAUCCUGGUGAUUACUAUCCUGUCCUUAGCGAGGACAAUAAGUAA